AUGCCAUGCGUGGUGCUGGGCGCAGGGCACACCGUGGUGGCCGUGGUGCUCAACUUCGCCUGGCUGGACGUGCGGUGGGGCCUUACCACCCUCGUGUUUGCGCUCUUCCAGCAGCUUGGACUCAGCCGGCACAACCCCAGAGGCUUCAAUGUGGCUCGCUUCACCGCAGUGUUGCUGAACUCGGUGCUGGUGAUGGUGGUCGGGGUGGUGGUUCUCUCGCUGGCAACAGUGAGCGUGGACAGCAACUGGUCGGCCUUCUGUGUGGAAGGCCAGCCAGGAUGCAAGUACUACGAGGUGCCCAUGCUGAACGCGAACGUCACAUCCCCCUUGGAGUGCGAUCGCCACUACCGCUAUGGGAAACGCGGGCACCUCAGCAUCAGCGACUUCGCGCUCUUCUCGGCCCUGGCGUACGAGUCGGAGGACCUGAUCUCGAGCGUCCAACUCGAAAGCGGAACAAAAACCGCGGAGAGCCGCGAAAGUGCUUGA
Effrenium voratum is the source of this 486-nucleotide messenger RNA. The record is from the annotation of a GenBank genome assembly. Lineage: Eukaryota; Dinophyceae; Suessiales; Symbiodiniaceae.